Rattus norvegicus (Norway rat) is the source of this 745-nucleotide messenger RNA. It is a transcript of the gene H1f6, whose product is annotated as H1.6 linker histone, cluster member. Gene Ontology annotation, molecular function: DNA binding; structural constituent of chromatin. Lineage: Eukaryota; Metazoa; Chordata; Mammalia; Rodentia; Muridae. Gene Ontology annotation, cellular component: nucleus; chromosome; nucleosome. The coding region runs from base 70 to 696 and encodes 208 amino acids. The transcript has a single exon. The record is from RefSeq and is marked provisional. Gene Ontology annotation, biological process: nucleosome assembly.
ACUCCAGCGCUGUUCGCUCUCCUGUACUUUUUUUUUUAAUUGGGUGUAGUUCUUGACCAGCUCUUGACUAUGUCGGAAACGGCUCCUGCAGCCUCAAGUACUCUUGUUCCAGCUCCUGUAGAGAAACCUGCAACUAAAAGGCGAGGGAAGAAGCCUGGCAUGGCCACUGCUCGCAAACCUCGGGGUUUCUCGGUUUCCAAGUUGAUUCCUGAGGCCCUUUCCAUGUCUCAGGAACGGGCAGGAAUGUCCCUUGCUGCCCUGAAGAAAGCCCUGGCUGCGGCUGGCUAUGACGUGGAGAAGAACAACAGUCGUAUCAAGCUGGCCCUCAAGAGACUUGUGAAUAAGGGAGUCCUGGUGCAGACCAAGGGCACCGGAGCCUCAGGCUCCUUCAAGCUUAGCAAGAAGGCAGCUUCAGGCAACGACAAGGGCAAGGGCAAGAAAUCUGCUUCUGCCAAGGCUAAGAAACUGGGCUUGUCCAGGGCCUCGAGAUCCCCCAAGAGUAGUAAGACCAAGGUUGUCAAGAAGCCAAAAGCUACGCCCACAAAGGGUUCUGGGAGCAGAAGGAAGACCAAAGGGGCCAAGGGCUUGCAACAGCGCAAAAGCCCCGCCAAAGCGAGGGCAACCAACUCCAACUCUGGGAAGUCAAAGAUGGUCAUGCAGAAGACCGACCUAAGGAAGGCAGCAGGAAGAAAGUGAGUUUCAAAGCCAGUUUUCAAAAACCCAAAGGCUCUUUUAAGAGCCACUU